Coffea eugenioides is the source of this 1485-nucleotide messenger RNA. Its product is annotated as basic 7S globulin 2-like. Gene Ontology annotation, biological process: proteolysis. The coding region runs from base 1 to 1293 and encodes 430 amino acids. Gene Ontology annotation, molecular function: aspartic-type endopeptidase activity. NCBI's taxonomy places the organism in Eukaryota, Viridiplantae, Streptophyta, Magnoliopsida, Gentianales, Rubiaceae. The record is from RefSeq and is a predicted model, not a curated record. The transcript has a single exon.
AUGGGAUUGCUCUCUUCUGUAAUUUCCAUCUGUGUUUUGUUCUUCCUAAUCACUUCCUCCACAGCCAAAACAAGCCCUUCAAAACCGCAUGCGCUUGUUCUUCCACUAGCCAAGGAUGCCUCCACCGGCCAGUACAUCACUCAUAUCAGCCGAGGAACCCCCUCAGUCCCAGUGAAACUAACUGUAGAUCUUGGUGGCCAGUCGUUGUGGGUGGAUUGCGAUCAGGGAUAUGUUAGUUCAUCCUAUAGGCCCGCGCAUUGCGGCUCAGCUCAAUGUUCACUUGCAGAUUUUCAUUCUUGUGGGGACUGCUUCAAUGGUCCUAAACCGGGGUGCAACAAAAACACUUGUUCACUCUUCCCGUACAACGCUGUAACCCAAAGUAGCACGACUGGGGAGCUUGCACAAGAUGCUGUUUCUUUGCAAUCUACUGAUGGAUCGAACCCGGGACAAAUUGUUUCAUCCUCUAAAGCGCUCUUCGCCUGCGGCUCUACAUUUCUCCUGGAAGGUCUAGCUAAUGGAGUUGAGGGGAUUGCUGGACUUGGAAGGGGAAAAGUUGGACUUCCUUCUCAAUUAGCCAGUGCCUUCAGCAUCAAAAGAAAGUUUGCUAUCUGUCCAGGCUCCCGCGGGGUUAUAUUCUUUGGCGAUAGCCCCUACAAUUUUCUCCCUGGUAAAGAUAUUUCCAAAUCACUCACUUACACCCCACUUUUCAUCAACCCUGUCAGCACUGCCGGUACUUCUUUUGAAGGGGAGCCUUCUGCGGAGUACUUCAUUGGGGUGAAAUCCAUUAAAAUCAAUGGAAAACCUGUGUCGAUAAAUUCGACGCUGUUAACCAUCAAGGAAGGAAAUGGGGGUACAAAGAUUAGUACUGUUGAUCCUUACACUAGACUAGAGACAUCCAUCUACAACGCUUUUACUAAAGCUUUUGUUAAAGCUUUUGCUGGAGUUCCCAGAGUGAAGGCAGUGGCACCUUUCGGAGCAUGCUUCAACUCGAGCAAUUUACCUAGCACAAGAGUUGGUCCUCCAGUUCCAACCAUAGAUUUUGUGUUGCAAAGCAAAACGGUAUCUUGGAGGAUGUUUGGUGUAAACUCAAUGGUUCCAGUGAAGGAGGACGUACUGUGUCUUGGAUUUGUAGAUGGAGGUGUGGAACCUAGGACUUCAAUUGUGAUAGGGGUGCACCAGAUUGAGGAUAAUCUACUGCAAUUUGAUUUGGCAAGGUCCGUGCUGGGUUUCAGCUCAACACUCUUGUUCCAGCAAACCACAUGUUCCAACUUCAACUUUACAAUAAAAGCUUGAACAGGGUUUCUUCUACGACAGGCUACUUGAACAAUUGCUUAUUGGAUUUCCACAGGAAUAUUGACUUUGCUUUUUUGUUCUUUUGACCCAGUUUUUGCUGAUGAUUUCGGAGUUUCUAUCUGUUGUUAGUUGAGCCGAGCGAGGGAAAUGAUGGUUCAAGUUUGAUUUGUUUUAAUAAAUGAGGAAAACUUU